Capsella rubella is the source of this 1184-nucleotide messenger RNA. Its product is annotated as pantoate--beta-alanine ligase. The record is from RefSeq and is a predicted model, not a curated record. Gene Ontology annotation, molecular function: pantoate-beta-alanine ligase activity. NCBI's taxonomy places the organism in Eukaryota, Viridiplantae, Streptophyta, Magnoliopsida, Brassicales, Brassicaceae. The transcript has 4 exons. Bases 44 to 982 code for a protein of 312 amino acids. Gene Ontology annotation, biological process: pantothenate biosynthetic process.
CAUUCGUGAGAAAGACGAAGACGAUUUCGAUUCUCCUCCAACAAUGGAACCAGAAGUAAUCAGAGACAAAGAAGCAAUGAGAAGAUGGUCUCGAGCCAUGAGAUCACAAGGCAAGACCAUUGGCUUAGUACCCACCAUGGGUUACCUCCACGAAGGUCACUUAUCUCUCGUUCGUCAAUCCCUAACCCUCGCCGAUGUCACCGUCGUCUCAAUCUACGUCAAUCCAGGCCAAUUCUCACCUACGGAAGACCUCUCCACAUACCCAUCUGAUUUCUCCGGCGAUCUUGUUAAACUCUCGGCACUUUCCGGUGGUAAAGUCGUCGUCUUUAACCCGAGAAACCUCUAUGACUACGGCGGUGGUGAGAGGAAGAAGGUUAAUAACGGUGGUGGUGGUGGUGGGAGGGUUUUGAGUUGUGUGGAGGAAGAAGAUGGGUUAGGGCAUGAGACUUGGAUUAGGGUUGAGAGAUUGGAGAAAGGUUUGUGUGGGAAAAGUAGGCCUGUGUUCUUUAGAGGUGUUGCUACUAUUGUUACUAAGCUUUUUAAUAUCGUUGAGCCUGAUGUUGCUAUGUUUGGUAAGAAAGAUUAUCAACAAUGGCGGAUUAUACAAAGAAUGGUUCGAGAUCUUGAUUUUGGGAUAGAGAUUGUAGGAGGAGAUAUAACUAGAGAGAAAGAUGGACUUGCGAUGAGUUCGAGAAAUGUGCAUCUGUCACCUGAAGAGAGGCAAAGGGCUUUGUCUAUAAGUAGGUCACUGACAAUGGCUAAAGCUUCUGUAGCAGAAGGGUUGACCAGUGUUGCUGAGAUUAAGGAUAUGAUUGUUCAACAACUUGUUGGAUCUGAUGGACGGGUAGAUUAUGUCGAGAUUGUUGACCAAGAAACUCUGGAAGGAGUGGAAGAGAUAAAGAAUGGGGUAGUGAUUUGUGUUGCUGCUUGGUUUGGAACGGUCAGGCUUAUAGACAACAUUGAGAUCAAUAUCUCUCUCUAGAUCUGCAUCAAACUUCGAAGGUAAUGAAAAUGCAUGUAGAACAUUCGUAAACAGAGAAAAACGAUGAGAAACAAGUAAACUACGGGAAACUACAUUUGCACAUUCUCAAUAUCUCCUUUUUUUUCAUAGCAAACCAAAGUGUUUUGAGUUUUGAUUUUAGACACAGCAUUUGUUAUUCUUGAAUUGAUUAUACUUCACACAA